Messenger RNA from Poecilia latipinna (sailfin molly), 3165 nucleotides. RefSeq names its product anti-Mullerian hormone (gene amh). Gene Ontology annotation, molecular function: growth factor activity. The coding region runs from base 1409 to 2899 and encodes 496 amino acids. Lineage: Eukaryota; Metazoa; Chordata; Actinopteri; Cyprinodontiformes; Poeciliidae. The record is from RefSeq and is a predicted model, not a curated record. The transcript is spliced from 7 exons. Gene Ontology annotation, biological process: gonad development.
AAUGGAAAUUACGCUUUCAAAAUAUGUGUCAUAGCUAAAUGCCAAAAACAAUGACAUGCUUUCAUAUCCAGAUUACGCCAAGAAGUCCCAAAGUUAGUCUGCAGAAUCUGCCUGUGCCCCAUGAAGUUUCUUGGUCCAAGAACCCAGCAGGCAGAUAAAGGACAAAGUUAUGGGGGAACUUGAAAGAGUGUUAGAACAAUAUCCUAAGCUUUGAACACACACAGACACUCUCCAUCCAGUCCAACUGAGUUGGAUUUACCUUCCAAUAAGAUUGGACAAAGCUGUAAUUGACAUGAUCAAAUUUCAUGUUCAUGUCAUCUAAUUGGCACUAAAUAAAAAUGCACAUCGUACCUUUCUGAUUAUUUGUAAAAACAGAAGAAAAAAAAAAUGCAUUCAAAGCUGUUCAUUGUUUUUCUUCCGUUUCACCACUAUGCUCUCUUACGGAUAAAUAACUUUGCCGUUUUUCCUGAGAAAGUGAAGCUUUCUCUCCUGCCACUUGGUGCUGACAGAGUAGCAAUGUCCAUGAAUGGGUCGAUCCUUUAUCUCCUGGGAUUCAGAGGCGCUUCAAGGGCCCCGAGACCUUGACUGUCUGCAAAACAUGGCUGAAUUGGUGAGAACCUGAAGGGAGUAGCGUCUCUGUAGGGAAUCUGUUUCCUCCGUCUGCUACAAUUUCAGAUACUCCAUAACCAGAACUGUUUCACAGGAUAGCGUGAAUGGUAGUGCUUUUCUUUAAUCUCCUUAUUUUUUGGUAAUGUUUAAUUAAUCAAAUGAUGUUAAUUUUUUUUUAAAUUCACUUCUGGAUCUUCCAAAAGGAGAAAUAUAUUCUUUAUAAAUCAAUGCCUUAAUUGGCAUCAUUAGUAAGAGAAAACUUUUGAUGCACUACUAUUAAAUUUUAAUCCUGUGUUUAAAACUAUUAAUAGAUUUGCAAACUUUCUUUAAACUCCGUUUAGGCUAUGCUGUGUUAAAAAUGUUGCGUUUUCUGUAAAGUGCUCCGUAGAAUUGUAGAUGUAAUUUUUCAACACUUGCAAGCUAUGUUGUGUGCUAUUAGUUGGCAGUGUUAGCAGAGAAAACGACAUCUAAUGGUCCACCAUUAAUCUGUGUUUGUUUCCAGUUAAAUCCUCCCUUUAUGCUUGUUUUUGCUCUGACUUCUCAAAGUUAAAGAUGUUCAACAAGCCACCCCAACCUGCCUUCUGCCUUCCUGAGUGGUGAACAUUUCAAAUCCUCAAGGACACAUCAGCCGUCUUUUUUUUUCUUUUUUCUGUUUUAAUCAUUUCAGUGCCCCACUCCUCUGUUAGUGAGAAGAAAAAGGUGGGAGGAUGUUACUCCCAUCCGCCAGAGCUUGACCCAAACUAAACAGGCAGCUCAGAGACGUCUGACCGCACAGGUGUCCUCGCGGGCAAAGUGAAACAUGUUCUUGUUGAUCCUGCUCUGGAGCAGCUUUGGUCCUGCAGCAACAGUUUCUGCAGCGCGUCAGGAUGACCCCUGCUUUGUGGACGACUUGGUGGCGGCUCUCCAUGACGCCACGGGGAAAGACGGUGAACUUCUAGCCGGCAGCCCGGCUUCGUUUGGGAUCUGCAGUGAAUCCGACAGUUCAUCCCGACCAGUCCUGUCAGAGCUCAGCGUGGGAAUACAAAGGAACGACCGAAGAGGAGUGGAGGUUUUGGAUCCGGCUGCAGUGCUUGUGUCAGACGAAGAUGAUCAGGAAAGCAUCAUGGUAACCUUUGACCUCCCACAAUCCCAAUUAUUGAAGAUGAAACCGGUGCUGGUCUUAGCAUUUAAAAGCCCCCCUACAGAUGGAGAGCUGGGCGUCACUUUCUCUAGUCAGUCUCUGCAGCCAAACACACAGUCUGCUUGCAUUUCAGCGAGGACGCUGUACAUCCUGCUAACAGGAAAAUCAUCUGAGGGAAAUGUUGAACAGAAGUGGAACAUUUCUGUUCAGGCAAAAUCCCCCAGCACGAGAGAAAACCUGAAAGACGUCCUUAUUGGUGGAAAAUCAGGAAGCGACAUUCGCCUGACCCCGCUUCUGCUUUUCUCUGCAGAAACAGGAACCGAUACGAGACAUGCAAACAGGUCGGGUUCGUCAGCUGCCUCCUCUCAGAGAACUUCUCUCUCCUUCCUGUGUGAGCUGAGACGCUUCCUUGAUGCCGGCCUGCCGCAGCAAAGCGCCGAGCCCCCUCUGCUGCGGCUCGACUCCCUGCAGGCCCUUCCUCCCCUGGCUCUUGACCUUUCCACCAGCGAGUCCCUGCUGGCGGAGAUCAUUAACUCCUCUGCCCCGACAAUCUUUUCCUUCAGCAGCUGGAGCUCCAGCUUCCCGGUCCGUCCUGGACAGCUGGCCCUUUCCCCUGCCCUGCUGGGGGAACUGGGGCAGAGGCUGGAAGCGAACGAGCGGCAGAUAAGAGAGUUGAUAAGGCAGGGAAUGGUGCCUCAAAGAGCAUCGGAGAAGCUGGAGAGGCUGAGGCGGCUCAGUGCUUUUCAGAAGCAAGAUUCGUCAGCUGAAGGAGAGAGCCAGUACUGCGCUUUCCUCCUCCUGAAGGCCCUGCAGACGGUGACCCGUGCGUACAACAUGCAGAGAAAGCUGAGGGCCGCCAGAGCAGACCCUUCAACCAGGGGCCCCAUCUGUGGGCUCGGGAGCCUCACUGUGUCCCUGGAAAAGCUUGUCUUGGGUCCCCAGAGUGCUGACCUCAACAACUGCCGCGGCUCGUGCGCGAUCCCGCUGAUCAACGGCAACAACCACGCCGUCCUGCUCACCUACCACACCGAGCAGGGCGACGUGAACGAGCGGGGGCCCUGCUGCGUGCCGCUGGCCUACGACCCCCUGGAGGUGAUAGACUGGAACGACGAGGGCAGCUUUCUCACCAGCAAGCCGGACAUGGUGGCCAAGGAGUGCGGAUGUCGCUAAAAGUGUUUCGGAAUGCCUGAGCUUUUGUUCUCCAGAGGGAAAUAAGUGUUUUGUUUUUGUUUUAUUUUUAGUUUUUGCUGCAUGAAGUAUUUAAAUAGUGCAGUAAAUUCAUAUUAUUUACAUAGAUUUCUUUAGAUUUUACUUUCAAGUAAAUGUUGCACGAUGCACGUCAUAUAUAUUAUUAUUUUUUGUCUUAAAAAGCACAGUCAAAGAUAAUUAAAUAGUAGUUAAAUGAUAACGCAUUAAAAACACUGUCUUCAAAGCCA